UACUGUGUGAAAUUUGAUAAAUUUGUCAGGCUUAUCAAACUUUUGGCUUGACAAAAUGCUAGUAUAGGAGAAAUGUUUCAAUUUCUAGUCUUUAUUGUCAAACGAAUCUUUGCUAAUGUUAAAAAAACCUGCUAACGUUUUACCCAUAAUAGUUAUUUAGUUAAGCGCAUCGAAGAAUAUUGACAUUUUAGUGUCUGUAAACUGUAUUAAAAACAUAUAUUUUACUAACAAAACUUUCUGUCUGACUACUGAUAGUAUUUUUUAUAAUAACUCUGCAUGUCAAAUAUUUUUACCACUAUACUUUGAAGAUCGAGAAAUUCUCUUUAACAGAAGUGCAGAUAAAGAGUUGCAAGCACUUGCAGCUGAUAACAAGUGACGUAGCGAUUCAGAGAAAGAAGGACCUCAUCUGAAAUGAAAAAUCUUACACAAGCACACAAUGCAAUGCCAGCUUCUGAAAACAAUAAAAUGAGCAGUUUGAUGAAGUGUCGAAUUUUAUUAACGUUUUCAUCUUAAAAUGAUAUCUUUUGUUUUUUCUUUGUAUUCAGAAUCCUCGAAUUGUGCCGGAAAUACUUAAUUUUUUUCAAAUUUGUCUAGAUUCUUUUCGUUGGAAUCUGUUUGUAGUUUACGUGAAAAAUGUUAUUCGAGGUAUGAUUAUUAUAGCACUUUGUUCACUGCUCGUCGUCCGUGACCGGCUGUACACAAAGCUAGGAAUUAAAAAUAUUUUCUAGCAGAAACGUUUGGUUCUCCUGUACCGACGAGAAGCGAAAUUGUGCCCGUUUGAAUUUGUUAUAAACGAAAGUGGCAAAGUUACAAAAUAUUUAUGGACAGCAUUGAUAUAUUUUAAUAAAGGAGAAGUGAACGAACAUGAACGAAGAACAGUCAGGAAUGGACGAACUUGCCCUUAAAAUAAAGACAAAGUCAGGUGAAAAAGAGGGAAUUCAAAAGAAGACGUUUACAAGAUGGUUGAACAUACAGUUUAGCAAGGCUCGUGCAAACGCUGAAGUGAAGGAUAUUUUCAAAGAUCUUCGAGAUGGUACCAAACUCAUUCUUCUCCUCGAAAUUUUAACUGGAACAAAAGUUAAACGAGAAAAAGGACGAUUGAGAGUUCAUCAUCUUAACAAUGUUGGUCAUGCAUUGAAUUUCCUUACUUCUCAAAACGUUAAACUUGUUAACAUUCGUAAUGACGACAUUGUCAAUGGCAAUCCUAAACUGACUCUAGCGUUGAUAUGGUGCAUUAUUUUACAUUAUCAGGUGAGUGAUGUUCUACGUGAUGUUGUUGGUGAUAAUGUACAAGAUAUGUCUCAAGUUGAAAAGACACUUCUUGACUGGUGCAAACAAUCAACUAAAGGUUACGAAGGUGUAAACGUAGUUAACUUAACAACAAGUUGGAGAAAUGGACUUGCAUUUAAUGCUCUCAUUCAUCGUCACAGACCUGAUCUGUUUGACUAUAAGCCGUUACUAAGAAAUAACUCGCGUGGAAAUCUUGAGCAUGCGUUCAAAGUCGCUCGUACGCAUCUUGGCGUACGAAUGUUACUGGAACCGGAAGAUGUUGACAGAGAUCUGCCGGAUAAGAAAUCAAUCAUGAUGUAUUUAACAUCAUUGUUUGAUACACUCACUCACGAAGAGAACCAGGAAAAAAUUCAGAGCCUACCUGUCACCAAAAGUACUCAAAAUGAAAACGAAGCUUUAACCGGUGAGGAGAAAACGUCAUCACCUGGAGAAUGGCGGGAUUAUAACGAAAAAUUGAACGACGUUCUCGCAUGGCUAGAGAAAGCAGAGAAACAGUUGAACAGUCAAGCAAAGAUCUCAGAUGAUGUCGAUGUUGUGAAGGAUCAGUUUCAUGAACAUGAGAAGUUUAUGAUUGACUUGACCAACCAUCAGUCAAACAUUGGCAGCCUGUUGGAGUUAGGAAAUGGUUUGAUUAGUGAAGCAUUAGUUGGAGAGAAGGAAGAACAUCAGAUUAGAGAGCAAAUGAUCAUGUUGAAUGAUCGUUGGGAGGCAUUGAGGUUGGCUGCUAUGGAUCGACAAAGCAAGUUACACGAGCAAUUGAUGGAUUUACAGCAGAAACAAAUCGAUGAGCUUGGGUCAUGGCUCACAUCUGCUGAAGCUAAAAUUGAAGGCAGUGCUCCUGUUGGCUCUGAUACUGAAACAGUUGAACGGCAGAUUGAAGAUCACAAGCGUUUCCAAGAAGACCUUGAAGCACAACAACAGAAAGUGAAUUCAUUGACCCAUAUGGUUGUCGUAGUUGAUGACAAUGCUAAUGAUAAUGCCACAGCUGAACUUGAGGAACAGUUGGGGAUAAUGGAGGAGAGAUUUUCCAGAGUUUGUACAUGGACUGAGGAAAGAUGGGAACAAUUGCUAGUGUUGCAGACGAGAGAACGAGAAGUUAACGAAAUGAACAAGAUUGACGCAAGUAACAUUGAUGAUGUUCACAGAACAAUAGAUCAGCUACAGAGAUUAGAAGUGGAAAUGACUGAAAAACAGGCGUCUUUCCAAGAUUUCAAUGAUGCUGCUCGAAAAGUUGCCGAAAAUGUCCCUGAAGAUUCUGCUUUAAUCAAACAGAUACAAGAUCAGAUGGAGGAUUUCAAUGAAAGAUGGAAAGCUCUUACAUCUCAAGUCACUCAACGUAUAUCACUGUUGAAAGGACUUGACAUAAAGCUGAUACAAUUGAAAAAAGAAAUUGAUGAUAGUGUACAGUGGAUGGAUGAUACUCAGACUUUACUUAAUUCACCAAUGAGUGAACCAACUAAAGUUUCUUCAAAAGAGCUUGAAGAAAAGGAAGAACUUAUUCAGUCAUUAGACAACGCAGUUAAGAAACGUAAGACAAGCAUUAAUGAUGAAAUGAACAAAGCCGAGAAGAUAAUUGCUGAAACAAAGAGUGUUUCUUAUCGCGCUACGACUGUGGAACAAUUGUUGGCAGACUUUACUUCUCGUUGGGAGAAAUUGUGUAGUUUACUAGACAAAAGAAAGAAAUGGUCUUUCAGUUCUAUCAUUGAGGUUAUUGCAACUCUCGAGGAGAGAAUUAUUGAAGCUGAACAGGAACUUGAUCGUAUGGAACAAAUUCCUGACGAUGAGAUGAGGAUACAAGAACAGAAAAAAAUAAUUGAGCCUUUGGAGCAAGCAAUUGCUGACAACGAACCCACCGUAGCAGCUGUAAACAGGACAGGGAAUGAGAUUAUUAAACACUCCAGUGUAGAUGAAGCAGAAAUCCUUCGUAAUAAACUUGACGAUCUCAAUAGACGCUGGAAGAUUAUUUGUACAGAAGUUUCAGAUAAACAGUAUAGCAUGAAUGAAGAAGAUUUGGAGUAUGAGGAGUUAGCUAAUGAAUCACAAGAUCCAACUCAAUGGAUGACUCAAGUGGAAGUAUCGCUGGCUCAACCUGAUCCAUCUCUCGCUGAUCUUGAUGGACUGCAGCAUCAACUUGCUCAUGUCAAAGAUAUUGAAUCUGAAAUGGUUGAAAAGGAAGAUGCAGUUGAUGGUAUACCCAAAACAAGACAACGUCUACAGACAAAACCAAUCUUAUCCAAACCGUCAAAAGAAGACGUCAUGAAUCCUGUAGAAGCAGUUGAGACCCAAUGGCAGAGUAUUGUUGUUGAGAAAAAUACUGUUUCGUUUGCAACGCCAGAUAUACUUGUCUCGCACUUUGAUGAAGAUAAGACUCCAUGGCCUAAGUUUGACAAAGCUGUUUCAGAGCUUCAUGACUGGCUCUCUAUUGUUGAAGAAGUCAUUAAAAGUCAACGCAUCAUGCUUGGUAACGUUGAUGAAAUGGAACGAUUAACGAACAAACAGAAACAGUCUGUGGAGGGAGAACUUCGUGGUAAACAUUAUCUUCUGAAUGAUAUUUCUGAAAUGAGUCUUAAACUCGAGGAAGAGACAGACGAUGAGUCCCAUAAGAACAUAUUGCAUCAACAGGUGCAGUCUCUCAAGGAUCACUGGCACAGGGUCCAACAGCAGUCUAAUGAAUGGUUAACACGGAUAAAUCUGAUGUGGAAUUUGUGGAGACAAUAUGAAAAGAUCAAAACGGAUCUGGAAGCAUGGCUUACCAGGGCAGAAGAAAAAAUGGUAGAAGUUUGGAAGGCGUCUGGAAAUACUGUCGCGGAACUGGAAGAACUACUGACAAAUCAUAAGAAUUUUGUAGAUGAAGUCGAAAGUUGGCAACCGCUUGUAGAUAGGUUGAAUGAUGUUGGCAACGAAUUAAUACGAGAAUUCCCUGAACAUAAUCCGAGUGACAUUCGGUUAACUUCACAUCGUGAUACACAACGUUACAACAAACUGGCUUCAAAUUGUGCAGAGCAUACAGACAAGAUGAACCGUCUUGUUCAAUUUGAUGAGAGCAUGACAGAAGCACUCACUUGGCUCACUUCAACAGAAUCAAAAAUUGCUGAAUUGGAUAGUGCGGCCGAUGCAGCUGAAGAACACACCGAUCGCUCAUCUUUGAAAGAAGAACUAAAAGUUGUAGAAGUGGAUAUUAACAACCACCACGAAAUUUUUGCUUCUCUAAACGAGACAGGUCAGACAGUAAUGUGUGAUCUUGAAUCAGGAGAGGUUCUUGCUGGUCUUCAAUCCAAACUUGAUGAUAUAAAUGAUCGAUGGAAUAGUCUCAAUGCAAGGUUAAUUGAUGUUGGACACAAACUCAAUGGAGGUAAACUGCUUGCGGAAGACGAACAGCGCAAGAAAAUUGAAGACGAAGAAGCUUUGGAAGAAAUGCGAGAUAAGUUAGCUAAACUUGAAAAAAGUCUUGAAUCGACGUCACAAGAAAAGGACGAAGUAAAUGAAGAGAUGGGAAAACAAAAAAUUAAAUUAGAACGCGAGACUGCGGAGAAGAAUGAAGCAUUUGAAAGAAUACGGGAGCUUGACGGCAAAGUUAACAGUGCUGCCAUUCUUCUUGAAGCUCACAAAAAAGUUAUCGAAAAACUUAAAGUGAUCGUCGAAAAAUCUGGUGGGAAGAUUCCUGAAGACUGCAAUGUUGAGCAUUUUGUCAAGAAUAGUACUGGUGCCCCACCGGAAAUUCCUAAUCUUGAAGCACCUGCUGGUCCGCCUCCCCCUCCUCCAUUGGCUGGAUUACUUCCUCCCGGUGCACCACCACCUCCUAGCGGAGCACCACCUCCACCACCGCCCUUACCAGGAGGGGUGCCACCACCACCUCAACCUUUCGGGGGUGCAAUACCAGGUCCACCGCCUCCCCCUGGACCCCCAGGUGCCCCUGGCCUACCAGGUGCAUUACAGAAAAAAGUGAAGAGAAAUGUACCAAAGCCUUCCCUACCUUUGAAAUCAUUUAAUUGGUCGAAACUGCCUGAUACCAAAAUAAAAGGAACAGUUUGGACGGAAAUCGACGACUCGAAGAUUCAUGAAAUCAUGGAUUUUAACGACUUUGAUCGCAUGUUCUCAGCAUGUCAAAAAUCUAAGAAUGACCAGAAAGACGGUGGUGCAGAAGAUCGUUUGGCUUCGCAAACAAAAAGCAAAGAAUUGUCUUUAAUAGACAGUAGGAAAGCCCAGAACUGUCAAAUUUUGUUAUCAAAACUAAAAACUUCUAACGAACAGUUAGCGCGAGCUGUUCUCACCAUGGAUAAAGAUGGUGAAUUAUCUGUAGAAAUGCUCGAACAGCUCUUGAAGUUUGUACCCACUCCCGAAGAAAAAAAUCUGCUUAAUGAUCAUAGUAAGGAGAAAGAACAGUUUGCCAAAGCAGACAGAUUUUUAUAAGAAAUGUCCAAAAUCAACCAUUACGAACAACGAUUGGGAACUUUGUUUUACGUUAAACGUUUCCCAGAACGAAUGGGCGAUAUAAAACCAAAAGUUAAAGCUGUGAUAGAAGCAUCUAAGCAAGUGUUCCGCAGCAGAAAAUUCCGUGAUUUACUUGAAGUUGUCUUGGCCUUUGGGAAUUAUAUGAAUCGUGGAGCGAGAGGAAACGCUACAGGGUUUAAAAUUGCCAGUAUCAAUAAGAUCAUGGACACAAAAUCGAGUUCGAACAGCAAAAUUAAUCUUUUAGAUUACUUAGUCAUGCUUUUGGAGCAAAAGGUGGUUUGUGUGCAAGUAUUUAUAGAUUCACUUUAAAAAAUUAAUUUUGAUGGUCUCGUCUUGGGUUCUUGCAGUUUCCGGCCAUACUGCAACUUGAGGAAGAAAUUGGAGAUGUUAGGACAGCUGCUAAAGUCAGUCUUGUAGAGUUAGAAAAAGACGUAAAGAAUUU
Messenger RNA from Xenia sp. Carnegie-2017, 6184 nucleotides. Its product is annotated as utrophin-like. Lineage: Eukaryota; Metazoa; Cnidaria; Anthozoa; Malacalcyonacea; Xeniidae. Bases 865 to 5700 code for a protein of 1611 amino acids. Gene Ontology annotation, cellular component: plasma membrane. The transcript is spliced from 37 exons. The record is from RefSeq and is a predicted model, not a curated record. Gene Ontology annotation, biological process: synaptic signaling. Gene Ontology annotation, molecular function: protein binding.